Molecule: messenger RNA, 7363 nt
Organism: Osmia lignaria (orchard mason bee)
Lineage: Eukaryota; Metazoa; Arthropoda; Insecta; Hymenoptera; Megachilidae
Gene: Ubr3
Product: Ubr3 ubiquitin ligase
Biological process (GO): protein ubiquitination; ubiquitin-dependent protein catabolic process via the N-end rule pathway
Cellular component (GO): cytoplasm; ubiquitin ligase complex
Molecular function (GO): zinc ion binding; ubiquitin protein ligase activity
Source: RefSeq, a predicted model, not a curated record
UAAAAGUUCUGCUGUUGGCCACUCUGCUGAUCGAGUUAAUAGUUGAUUAAAGUUAAUCGAAGUUUGUCGAAGUGGCCCUUAGAGGAUACCACAACACGUAUUAAAAUCAGCGUUAUCCUCGCUGUGCGAGGUCAAUUUUUCGCGAUGGCCUCAACUUCUAACAGCUCAGUUCAAUCACUGAUGAACAAGGGCAAACGUGAUGCAGCUGCUUAUAUUCAUGCAGAAUGUAGCAAAUUACCCCUUGACAGUGGCUGCCCAGAACCUCUUACUGAACUAUUGGAUGUUCUUUUAAAUCCUAGUAAAGCGAUCGACGACUGGGAAACCAUUGACUGGUGUAAGUGGUUAAUGGCUGGUGGUCGUACGCCAGAUGAAUUUUCCAACACAGUAAGAAUGUAUGACAAUGCUACAACAUGUGGACUAGUUUGGACACCAAAUUUUGUAGCUUACCGUUGUCGUACUUGUGGUAUAUCACCAUGCAUGUCUUUAUGUACGGAAUGCUUUAAAAAGGGCAAUCAUUAUAGCCAUGACUUCAACAUGUUUCUCAGCCAAGCAGGAGGUGCAUGUGAUUGUGGUGAUGCAUCUGUUAUGAAAGAAAUAGGAUUUUGUGAUAGACACGGCCCAAAAGCUGCUGUAGAUAAGUCAACUGCACCUUCAGAUUUGAUGUGUGUAGCAGAAGUAAUGAUGCCUAGAAUAAUUCUUCGUCUUAUUCAACAUUUACGCGAAAAUUGUAAAGCAGGUGGCUCAGACUUUAGGGUUGUUAUCCAAAAUGCAGACGGAUAUUUAACCAUGCUUCUUGAUUUAAAUAAGAUGGGUGCGUUAAUGAGGCAUGUCAUGACAUCGGCGCUUACAAAUCCACAGAAGUAUAGACGCCUUAUGGAUCCUACUAUUUCAACUGGACAGCCAGAGUAUGAUAGUUAUUGUCAGGAUAGCAAUCAAAUAUAUCAAGAUGCAAUGAAAUCUUUACCAAAUCCAGAACCACCCGAUGAAUAUAAAGGUAAAGAAUGUGCAUCGUUACAAGAGAACUUAGAACAUACUACUUUCCUAGAAGAAUUAAUGUUCUGGACAGUUGCUUAUGAAUUUCCACAAAAAUUAGUUUGCCUACUAUUAAAUAUGUUACCAGAUCCAGAUUAUAAAGAAGCACUUACUCGUGCAUUCGUAUUGCAUUAUAGUAGAAUUUCAAUGAUGCUUGAACGUUCACCAGAUCCUGAUACUUUGAGUAAUAAAAUAGUUCAUGUCAGUGUACAGCUAUUUAGUAACGAAAGUCUAGCGCUAAGAAUGGUGGAUCAAUUAAAAUUGCUUCACGUCAUGGUUAUUGCAUUAAAGUACAUGAUGAGUAAGAUAUUAAUUCAGAAUACUUUACAUGAUCCAGAUAAAAAUUUUCACUAUGUAGUAGACUGUGAACGACAAGUGAUGAAGGAACAUUGUUAUUGGCCGAUUGUAUCAGACUUAAAUAAUGUUCUUUCGCAUAAGCCUAUUGCUGUUAGGUUUAUGAGCGAUGAUACACUUCUAGAAAUGUGGUUUGACUUCCUGUCUAUGUUUCAAGGUAUUCUUUACGUUUUAUUAAAUAUAAUUGUAACGUAUAAAUAUAUUUCUAUGGCUGUUUUUUUUUUUACAUUUAUCGUAGGAAUGAAUGUGAAUCAGCGAGAACUAAGCCAACACGUUGAGUACGAGUCUAACACAUACUAUGCGGCGUUCAGUGCCGAGUUAGAAGCUAGUGCAUAUCCGAUGUGGGCUUUAGUCUCCCAUUUGCGUGGACCUGAAAGUGCAACUUUCACUCGUCGAGUUCUUACAUUUUGUCUCACAGCGUUACAAGAUUGGUUAGAUGCUAUAAAUUUCACUCAUCCAAAUGUGAAUGAUAGUUUACAAGUGUCGUUUCAUCUUCCACUUCAUCGGUACUUCGCUGUAUUUAUGUGUCAAGCAGUGCGUCAACAAGGGGCUGUACUUAACGAUUUAUUACCACCAACCGAUAUGUUACACCUUCUGAUGAUGCAUCCUCUGCGAGUUCAGGUGGCCUUCUAUGAAAUUGUAAAUGGACUGUGGGUGCGAAAUGGAUUGCAAAUAAAGGGUCAGAUAAUGACAUAUAUACAGUGUAAUUUUUGUAAUUCUAUGGUAGAUGCAGAUCUUUAUCUUCUACAAGUCUGUGCAACCAAGUUACAACCAGACAUCUUUCUAAAAACAGUCAUUGAAAAGUUUCACAUUAAGGAAGAAAUGAGCCUUUGUUUAUAUAGAACAUCUCAAAGUGAAUACUUAGAUGCAGACCAUGAGACACCUAUGCUAGAAAGUUGUUUGACAUUCUUAGCUACAUUGGUUAAUGUUAGAACAAAUCUAGGUUUAUCUGAUCCUGAAAUGUCUCGCUUAGAAAUGGUCACUCUAUUAUGUAUGGGCGAUAAAACUCAUAGUCAGCUAAUGGAAUUAAUGCCAGAACGUUGUGGCAGUACUCAAAACAGAGAUUUUGAAGCUGUAUUAGCUGAUGUAGCAGUAUACAGAGCACCUAAUCUUGAAGCUAGCGGAAAUAUGCAACAGGGGAUGUAUGGUCCUCAACCCCGUGUUUGGGAGGAAUUAUUUGACCCGUUACAUGUCUUGCUAAGAGUAGCACAAAAAGGGGAUUUCCAGAUGUCAAUGGAUCGUUUUACCGAAUAUGUAAAGCAGUCAGGUAAAUUGAAAAAUAGCGCAACGCCAUGGCCACCAUUUAGGCAUCCCGCUCCUGUUUCACCUGCCUACGAUGAUCCACGAAUUGUAUUAAGAUCUAGAGUUUUUCAUGCAAUGAUUUUAAUAAUUUUGUAUAAAGCUGUGUAUGGACAUAACAUAUCAGAACAUGUAAUGGCGCUGACUAUUUAUUUACUAGAAAUGGCAGUAGUUACUGCAGAGAUACCUGACAAAUCGUUGAAUCCUUUGUGUCAGUAUAAUAGAGAUGAAUCAUCUCGGGUAAUAAAAGAUAUGGAUUUAUCUGGUUGGUACAAGAGUGAUAAUUUGUCUGAGAACCUGAGGACAAUGAUAUCUCAAGUUAUUUUAGUUCAAGAAUCCGAAUCAAAUAGCUCAGACAGUGAAUUUGAAUGGGAAAUUCCGGGAGACAUGACUGAAGUUGGAACUUCACUCAUGUUGAAUGAUGGAACAGAUGAACUUUCUUUAGAAGUUUUGGCAUCUUUAGAUGGUAUUAUCGUGCGUAGCUCCUCUCCUAUACCUGGUUUACCACAAGCAAACGACCAGUAUCGUAUGACUAUUGUACCUGACGAUGGAAUCGUUGCUAUAUCAGAUGCUAAUAGUGAAGAUGAUUUAAUACCUCUACAAAGAGCUUUGCCACCAUCCACCGAAGAAUCCAUGGCCCUUGCCCUUGAAUCACCUCCUUUACCAAACAACAUCGGAGGACAACCCGCGUUACCACCUGCGCCUCAUCGGCCCGCUGUUAUGGCUGGUAAUGGUAAUGUAAUAAUAGCUGCUGCUCAAAGUGCGUACUCACGGUUAAGUAAUUCGAGAGUGACAACGACAGAAAUUGUACCAUCUACAUCGAAUUCUCACAAACACUUCAAAAGGAGAGAUGCACAAGGUGGCCCGUUACAACCGCAAACAGUAAAAGUGGGCGAGAGUAUAAUUUCGUUGUUAUUGAAAUUACAUUCACAGCUAUCAGGUGUUCCGGAUAGUUACAAUCCCGAACAAAGUGGAAUGUCAGAUAACGAAGCCAGUAGUAGUACAGCUGCAGAACCAAAAGAGUGUAGGAUCGGUGACGGACCAUUCUUUAUCGCGCAGCUACUAAAUAAAAUAGCAAAUUUGGAUCCUAUGUGUAAGGAUGCUAUAAACGAAGCUAGAAACAAAUUAUGGCCUCGUAUGCAGGAGUGUGAAUACAAGCAACGAGAGAAGGAACAUCGGGAAAGAGAGGAGAGACGAAGGCGGGCAAAAGAACGGCAGCAAAAAUUAAUGGCUGAAUUUGCCAAUAAACGAAAACAGUUCAUGGAAAAAGCUAUGAAAACAGGAGGAAAACAAAUAUUUUCAGAUGAGGCAGGAGUAUCUAGUAUGGAUUGGGAUCAAGAAGAAAAUACAGCUAAAUUGACUAGCAAAAAGGAAUACGAUUGCGUUAUUUGCAAUCAAACUAGUCCUAGUACUGAAGAUAAACCUAUGGGUCUUGUUGUAUUGGUUCAGGCAACAAGUGUUAUUGGUCAUGAGCGACAGCAAACAGAGAGAUUACCCUUACCUACUUCUGACGAUGACCCUCCUAUACCAAAGGAUGAUACACGGGGUGCCUAUUUUGAUCGUAGAAUGGAUGAACUUAAUCGUCAUUUCGAUACUGCUUCGUGGCUGUUAUCCGUCAAUUUAGGGUGGGAAGGUGGAGUUCACGUUCAAACAUGUGGACACCAUUUACAUUUAGAUUGUUUGAAAUCAUAUUUACAAUCCCUUCGCAAUCAACAAAGACAGCAAAGUCUAGCAGUGGAUAGCGGCGAAUAUCUGUGCCCGCUUUGUCGUCAGUUAGCAAACUCAUUUCUUCCACUUUCUCCGCAGUUAGGAGAAUGUGCAGCAGUUGUACAAUCUCGUCAUGCCUCUUCUGGCACGAUACUUUUGGAGUUAAAUAAUUUGUUGAAAGAGAUACAACGAAAUCCAAUCUCGACGAAUUUAGCCAUGGCAAUGGGCAAAGCCAUGGAGGAUAUGACGAGUUGCACAUACUUAAAGUAUAAACAAAAGAACUGUUCUCCUAGUCACCAAAGUUUGUUCCUUUUCGUAACUUCUAUAGCUCGAACUAAUUUCGAAGUUGAACUCGUUCAGCGUGGUGGGUCGUUGUGUAUCUCUCCGCCCACGACGAUACCUUUAACACCAAAACGUGAUUGCAUUGUUGCACUUCUUCAUGUUCUGGCAAUGCAUGCAAGAGUAUUGACAGUGUGGCCUGUACAUCAUACUUGGCAGCAAUUAUCUGGACUACCUACCGAACCAGCAGCUCCACUUGCGUUAACGUUACACGAGAAAGAAGUUCCUUUACUCCUCAGAGAUCCAACUGCUCUUCUUAUACAGUUUAUAUUGUUACUUCCUUUGCACAUGGAUCAAACGUAUUUCUCUAGUGUGGUAAAGGUAAUCUACAACUUAUUGUACUAUCAGGUAAUAGUACAAAUAAGCUGUGGUCUCACGCAAGCACAAAGAAAUACAAUCUUAAGGAGAGAAUAUGUCGAACGCGCUCCCAUGUCUUCGGAAACUAUGCUCUACAGAAUAAUCCAAUAUUUCAACGACAGCCCGCUCUAUCGUUCGGAUGAUAUCGUAUACAAACCAUCGACAUCGUCGUCAAAUUCGUACGCAGGAAUUAAAAUGCAUAGUAUCGAGCAACAGAUACAAUCUAUGUGUUUACCAUUCCUACGAAUAGCUGCAUUGCUCCGUUAUCAUUUGUACGAAGAACCAUUGCCUUUAGUUAGGAUACCACAGACUGAAUUUGUGAGAUUAGUAUAUUAUUUGGAAUUAGUGUCGGAGGGUAUGGAUUGGAAUGUCUUUAAUUCCACGGUAGCUUUGAACUGGCAAGAUUCAGAAGCAAGUUUCACGGUACCACGUUUAUGGUGUGACCAGUUUCUGGCUUUUUUGAAUCGAAGUGACGUAGCUAGAAAUUUGAUAAUGGAGCAACACAUAUCGUGGCAGGUACCGAAGUUACUUAGUCUUCCAAGGGAAUACGAGAAGAUUUUCACGUAUUAUCAUGAACGACAGUGCCGUCAAGGUCACUCGAUUCCCCAAGAGAUUAGUAUCUGUUUGUUAUGUGGUGCCAUUGUUUGUCUGAGACAAAACUGUUGCAAACAGAUGAAUGUAUGUGAAGUUGUUCAACAUUCAAUUGACUGCGGAGGUGGUACUGGUAUAUACUUAGUUGUAACAUCAACUUAUAUCGUUGUAAUACGGGGUCGGCGAGUUUGUUUAUGGGGAUCUUUGUAUCUCGAUGAUUUUGAAGAGGAAGAUAGAGAUCUGAAACGCGGAAAACCAUUAUACCUAAGUCAAGAUAGAUAUCAAUUACUCGAACAACAGUGGUUAGCACAUAGGUUUGAUCAUACGAAAAAAACAUGGGUAUGGCAUCGUGACAUACUGUGACAUUUUAAAAUGUUACAAACUAAUCACUUUGAAACAAGUCGAAGACUUUCAGCAGGUUUAUUCUCAUACAAUGCCUCGCCAAGAAAUAACAGCGCUUUAAGAAUUAACAGAUUGCUCUAAUACUUUACGGAUAAUUAUAUUUAUUACGAUAUAUACAAUGAGUAAGUAGACAUAAUUAUUGAAUGAAAGUAUUACAAAAAAAAAACACUGAGGUGAGAGCUGAACUAAAAUUGUUUAUAGUCAUAUUUCGAAAGAUUAUAUCCGAAGAAAUGUAUGUUUUGAAUUAAACACUGUACAUUUUAUUUAAGUAUAUAUAUUACGUCCUAAUUAAAACAGUACUUAUUUAGCGUAAAGUAUUUCUACUUCAGAUAUGGAAAACGAUGAAAUUUCUUAGACCAAGAUUGAUUACUAGUAAUUAGAUAAAUUAUAUCAUUGAGAACAAGUAAUAUCAUUAUUAAUAAAAUUAUUUUUCCUUUUUUUUCUGUUAAGGCGAAUUAAACUUAUCGUGUGCCUCUUUUUAAUAUAGAAAAAAAAAUAAGGAAAGAAGAUUCAUUAUGUUCUAUAAUUUAUUACUGCAAUUAUUUUGUUGAUUAUUAUGAACCUCAUUUUGAAACUUUUUUCUAUUCAAUUUUUUCAGAAAUAGAACAUUACUAUUUUAUUUUAACUAUUAUAAUUUGAAUACUAUAGAGCAUUAUUUGUGAACAUGAAAAAAUUAAAGACUGAUGUCUUUAUCAUAAGAUUUCUGCUUCUGAAUGAAUUUAAUAUUGUACUGAACUCAAUUAUAAAUCUCUAUGUAAUUUAUUGCAACUCGUAACACGUUUUAUUUUAUCUAGUUUUCAACUGUACAUGCAAAAGAGAAAGGUGUAUUAUGUAUGGAUUUAUAAUUACAAGGUGAAGGGAAAAUUUCCACGUAUACGUUAAAUUGGCAAUGAUGUCUAUUCUAUUCUAAUAUAAAGAGCAAUUUUGUACAGCGAUAUUUUUAACAGUCUCGAAGAUGACAUAAAAAUUAUGUUGGAAAUAUAAAAUUAACGUAUGUUUUUAUUAUCAAAAAUCCAGAGUCAGCAGUGUAGUAAUAAGUGAGAUUGUUAUUAACACCACAUAAAUGUUAUUGUAAAAUUGUUUUCUUGGAGAAAUAGUUUUUUGUUCCAACUUAAUGAUGCGAACUCUUUGCAACAGUUUGUGAGAAACUGUAGUAAAUUAUUCGCUGAUUAACGAACUCGUAAUUCAGACAAUAUUUGAUGCAUUAUUUUUCUGUAUGCAUAUUAUGGGCUGUGUAUAUGAACCUAUAAAACUCAUUUUAUUAAACGAAAUAUUUAUCUAA